AUGGCGCCUGUCGCGCCCUCGCUGCAUCAUGCUCCGCCGCCCACACUCGAAGGCGGCCAGCUCGAGAACCCGACCGGCAAGCUGUGCCUCCUCACGGCGCUGUACGCAGUCCAGGGCGUGCCGUUUGCUCUGAUCAUCGGUACUCUCCCCACCCUGUUUGCCACGAGCGUCUCCGACGCCCGCAUCGGCGUGCUCAGUCUCGGAGCGUGGCCAUUUGCGCUCAAGGCGCUCUUCGCGCCUCUGGUGGACUCUUACUUCAGCCGGAAGGCCUGGGUCAUCCCGUGCACGCUCGCCAGCGGCGCCCUGUGGCUGUGGCUCGGCCACACGAUCGAGGCGCUCGUCCUCUCGAGAGACACCACGUCCCUGGCCGCCGCACUCUUCGCCGUCGUCCUCCUCCUCGCGGCGCAGGACGUCGCCGUCGACAUCUGGGCGCUCGAGCUGCUCCCUGCUCGCAGCCGGCCAUACGCGCCUGUCUGCCAGACCGUCGGAAUGGGCGCCGGCAACCUCAUCGCCCACCCGCUUCUCCUGCUGCUCUCGUCGUCGCGGCUGCGCGACCCGCCCGUCCUGACCCUGCCGCGCUUCCUGUGGCUGCUCGGCCCAAUCCACGCCGCGCUCGCCCUCGCCGCGGCGCUGCAGCCCGAGCCGGAGCGCACUCGGCCGCGGCCGAGCCUGCGCCGCACCCUCGAGUCUCUGCGCGCCGUCGCCGCGACGCCGACCACGCGGCGGAUCGGCGCCGCCUGCCUGCUGCAGCGCGUCGGCGUCGCCGCCCUCGACGGCUGCUCUCUCACGCAGUACAUGCGGCUGCCCGGCGCGAGGCAGGAGCACAUCGCCUGCCUCGCAGCCUUGCAGGCGCCUGUCGCGCUGGCCGCGGCAGUGUACGCCGGGCGGCUG
Molecule: messenger RNA, 891 nt
Organism: Emiliania huxleyi CCMP1516
Lineage: Eukaryota; Haptophyta; Isochrysidales; Noelaerhabdaceae
Exons: 1
Cellular component (GO): membrane
Molecular function (GO): acetyl-CoA transmembrane transporter activity
Source: RefSeq, a predicted model, not a curated record